Paramecium primaurelia is the source of this 420-nucleotide messenger RNA. The record is from the annotation of a GenBank genome assembly. Lineage: Eukaryota; Ciliophora; Oligohymenophorea; Peniculida; Parameciidae.
AUGAAUUAGCAAUUAUAAUAGUAAGUUUGUAGAGAAAUUAUAAUUUUAUAAAAUAACUUUUAAGCAUAAUUAGGUAUAUUAUAAAUUGAAUAAGGAUAUAAUUUAAUUUGUUAUUAGCUUUAAAAAAUUUAUAGAAAGAAUUAAGUAAUAAAGUUACUAUAUUGGGUAGACUCAGCAAAGAAUUAGAUCACGCAAAUAUCUUAAUUAGAUAAUCAAAAAAAUAUUCAUGAUAUUAAGCAAAAUUUAUCUAACAAAAUAAUUGAACAAUCAUAAAUUAAUACAGAUUUAAAGAUUCAGAUUUAGAAUUUUGAAUAAAGUAAAAAAUUGAAAUACAGAACUUCGUAAAUAUCAUAGAAUAACAAAAAUUAAAUAUAGUUGUAUUCGAAGAAAUUAGAGGAAAAUUUUUAUAAAAUAGAUUGA